AUGAAUGCCAUAAGUUCCGGGGAGAACGUGAACAACGCCAUAUUCUCACUUUCACAGAGCGACUGGUACGUAGAGAAAGGGAUACAAACCCUAGCUGAUGUAGCUCUCAUCUCUAUAUCUAAAGAAGGAAGAAUUCUGAUGCACUAUUUGGUUCGCUUAAUGUCCAUCAGAAUAGUGAAGGUUUAG
Thlaspi arvense is the source of this 186-nucleotide messenger RNA. NCBI's taxonomy places the organism in Eukaryota, Viridiplantae, Streptophyta, Magnoliopsida, Brassicales, Brassicaceae. The record is from the annotation of a GenBank genome assembly.